UCAUCAAACACAAAUCCGAACGUUACAAACCCAAAAAAAAAAAAAAAAAAAAGAUCAUCUCAACAAGCAAAAUGAUUACCGUUGCAAUCCCAAAUUCCCCAGUAUUCUCACCCGUUUCAUCAUCCAUUUUCUGCAAAUCUCCACACGAAUCCUGCCCCAUAACCCACAACAAUUCUCCAUCUUCCACUUUCUCAUUUCAUAUUCCAAAACCAAUACCACCGGCUUCUGCUUCCGGUUCUUCCAAGCGGAAGAGACCGGCUAAGUUGGCGAUUCCGGUGGCUUCUGUUUGCUUUUCCGGUGGGGUUGAGGUGGAGGACCGGUGGAAGGAGGUGGUGGUGGAGGGAGAUGGGUAUUCGGUUUAUUGUAAGAGAGGGAAGAGAGAUGUUAUGGAGGAUCGGUUUAAGGCUGUUGUUGAGUUUGACGGAGAACAUAAACAGGCAUUUUUUGGUGUUUUUGACGGACACGGUGGAUCAAAAGCAGCUGAAUUUGCAGCAGAGAAUCUUGAUAAGAACAUAUUAAAUGAGGUUGAAAAAAUGGGUGAAAUUGAAAUAAUUGAAGCAAUUAAACAAGGUUACAUGACCACAGACUCACAGUUUCUAAAUCAAAAUCAACGUGGUGGAUCUUGUUGCGUGACCGCUAUUAUCCGAGACAACAAUCUUGUGGUGUCGAAUGCAGGCGACUGUCGUGCGGUGGUGAGCAUUGGCGGAACCGCCACACCCCUCACCUCGGACCACCGCCCAUCGAGACAAGACGAGAAGCUCAGAAUCGAAUCACUCGGUGGGUAUGUCGAUAGUAGCCGUGGUGUUUCACGAGUUCUUGGGUCGCUAGCGGUUUCAAGAGGAAUUGGCGAUCAAAGUCUAAAGCAAUGGAUAACAGCCGAACCCGAAACCAAAAUUGUCAAAAUCGCGCCUGAAUUUGAGUUUUUGAUCAUGGCUUCCGACGGUUUAUGGGACAAAGUGAGCAAUCAAGAAGCAAUCGAUUUAGCGCGGCCCUUUUGUGUAGGCUGUGAUAAGUUAGAACCCGUGUCCGCUUGCAAAAAAUUGGUUGAACUCUCGGCUUCUCGAGGUUCCAUUGAUGAUGCUAGCGUGAUGAUAGUUCAGUUGGGCCGGUUUUGUUGAUGCUAUUUGUUAUUCGUUACGUUUGCAACAAAUAGCAUCAACAAAACCGUAUAGAUUAGUCGUUUAGGUUGUUAAUAGUUAUGAUAUUCUUUUUUCUUGUUUGAUACAUCUUACAUUAAAUAACAUAAUUCAUUGAUUCUUUUAUAUUA
Molecule: messenger RNA, 1267 nt
Organism: Helianthus annuus (common sunflower)
Lineage: Eukaryota; Viridiplantae; Streptophyta; Magnoliopsida; Asterales; Asteraceae
Product: probable protein phosphatase 2C 2
Exons: 3
Coding region: 72-1118 (348 amino acids)
Biological process (GO): protein dephosphorylation
Molecular function (GO): cation binding; protein serine/threonine phosphatase activity
Source: RefSeq, a predicted model, not a curated record